AUGUCUGAAGGAGACAGCUGGAAGAAGUAUGUCACUGUCGGUGCUACCGAUCGCGUGGAGGCGUACCUCGCCCGCCAAGCUUGGUGCCCAGAACUCAGCGUGUCCCUACCCAAGCUCGUGGACUCCAGGGUGGUGCGGUACCCACCGACCUUUGAGUGGUACGCGCUACAUUACAUCGCCAAAGGGACGGGCAAAUGGAAUGACAGCAUCCUCGCUUGGGGCCUGAACAUCACAGUGCCCGACUUGCUCAAAGCACAAGAAGAGCUCGUCAGCCAGCUCGCAAGCUCGCAACGAGGAGCAAGUACCUCGCGGCCUCGUACAACGACACCUGUCGGAGCGGAGGUCGGGCCUCUCGGCAAGGCAUACUUGUACGACGAGGCCAUUGAGAAGUUUGAGACCCUCUACUCCGGCAUGAAGCCCAGGUUCACUGCGGCCCGGGUUCCCCGCCCGGGUUCCCCGCUUCUGGCGCGAAAGCGGAAUCUUGGCUUUCGCGGAGCGCUGCAGCACGGGUGCUCGAGAGCAGAUGGUCCAGGCCCUGGCGUUGAAGACCGGACGCAUCUCGUCGUCGCCCGCAGCUGCCAGCGAUGCAGAGCGGAAGGCGGCUUCGACACCACCCCGGCACCAUGA
Molecule: messenger RNA, 627 nt
Organism: Metarhizium album ARSEF 1941
Lineage: Eukaryota; Fungi; Ascomycota; Sordariomycetes; Hypocreales; Clavicipitaceae
Exons: 2
Coding region: 1-627 (208 amino acids)
Source: RefSeq, a predicted model, not a curated record